AUUAUGAAUGAUAUGAUUAGAGAGUGUUCUAGCAGAGGAGUCAAGUUGGAAUUAGUGGAGCUUUAUGUCAGUGAUAAUAAUCUCAGUAACAUUGAUGGGUCUUCAUUUGCAUCCUUAUUCAUUACGUCUAAACUGAGUAAACUUGGCAUGAAUAAUUGCAGUUUAUCAAGCGUUGUUGUGAACGAUAUGAUUAGAGAGUGUUCUAGCAGAGGAGUCAAGUUGGAAUUAGUGGAGCUUUAUGUCAGAGAUAAUAAUCUCAGUAACAUUGAUGGGUCUUCAUUUGCAUCCUUAUUCAUUACGUCUAAACUGAGUACACUUGGCAUGAAUAAUUGCAAUUUAUCAAGCAUUGUUAUCAACGAUAUGAUUAGAGAGUGUUCUAGCAGAGGAGUCAAGUUGGAAUUAGUGGAGCUUAAUGUCAGUGAUAAUAAUCUCAGUAACAUUGAUGGGUCUUCAUUUGCAUCCUUAUUCAUUACGUCUAAACUGAAUAUACUUGGCAUGAAUAAUUGCAGUUUAUCAGGCGUUAUUAUGAAUGAUAUGAUUAGAGAUUGUUCCAGCAGAGGAGUCAAGUUGGAAUUAGUGGAGCUUAAUGUCAGUGAUAAUAAUCUCAGUAACAUUGAUGGGUCAUCAUUUGCAUCCUUAUUCAUUACGUCUAAACUGUGUAAACUUGUCAUGAAUAAUUGCAGUUUAUCAGGCGUUAUUAUGAAUGAUAUGAUUAGAGAGUGUUCUAGCAGAGGAGUCAAGUUGGAAUUAGUGGAGCUUUAUGUCAGUGAUAAUAAUCUCAGUAACAUUGAUGGGUCUUCAUUUGCAUCCUUAUUCAUUACGUCUAAACUGAGUAAACUUGGCAUGAAUAAUUGCAGUUUAUCAAGCGUUGUUAUGAACGAUAUGUUUAGAGAGUGUUCUAGCAGAGGAGUCAAGUUGGAAUUAGUAAUGCUUUAUGUCAUUGGUAAUAAUCUCAGUAACAUUGAUUGGUCUUCAUUCGCAUCCUUAUUCAUUACGUCUAAACUGAAUAUACUUGGCAUGAAUAAUUGCAGUUUAUCAAGCGUUGUUAUGAACGAUAUGAUUAGAGAGUGUUCUAGCAGAGGAGUCAAGUUGGAAUUAGUAAUGCUUUAUGUCAGUGAUAAUAAUCUCAGUAACAUUGAUGGGUCUUCAUUUGCAUCCUUAUUCAUUGCGUCUAAACUGAAUAUACUUGGCAUGAAUAAUUGCAGUUUAUCAGGCGUUAUUAUGAAUGAUAUGAUUAGAGAGUGUUCUUGCAGAGGAGUCAAGUUGGAAUUAGUGAAGCUUUAUGUCAGUGAUAAUAAUCUCAGUAACAUUGAUGGGUCUUCAUUUGCAUCCUUAUUCAUUACGUCUAAACUGAAUAUACUUGGCAUGAAUAAUUGCAGUUUAUCAGGCGUUAUUAUUAAUGAUAUGAUUAGAGAGUGUUCUAGCAGAGGAGUCCAGUUGGAAUUAGUGGAGCUUAAUGUCAGUGAUAAUAAUCUCAGUAACAUUGAUGGAUCUUCAUUUGCAUCCUUAUUCAUUACGUCUAAACUGAAUAUACUUGUCAUGAAUAAUUGCAAUUUAUCAAGCGUUGUUAUGAAUGAUAUGAUUAGAGAGUGUUCUAGCAGAGGAGUCAAGUUGGAAUUAGAGUUGCUAUUUAUAUAUGGUAAUAAUCUCAGUAACAUUGAUGGGUCUUCAUUUGCAUCCUUAUUCAUUACGUCUAAACUGAGUAAACUUGGCAUGAAUAAUUGCAAUUUAUCAAGCGUUGUUAUGAACAAUAUGAUUAGAGAGUGUUCCAGCAGAGGAGUCAAGUUGGAAUUAGUGGAGCUUUAUGUCAGUGAUAAUAAUCUCAGUAACAUUGAUGGGUCUUCAUUUGCAUCGUUAUUCAUUACGUCUAAACUGAGUAAACUUGGCAUGAAUAAUUGCAGUUUAUCAAGCGUUGUUAUGAACGAUAUGUUUAGAGAGUGUUCUAGCAGAGAAGUCAAGUUGGAAUUAGUAAUGCUUUAUGUCAGUGGUAAUAAUCUCAGUAACAUUGAUGGGUCUUCAUUCGCAUCCUUAUUCAUUACGUCUAAACUGAAUAUACUUGGCAUGAAUAAUUGCAGUUUAUCAAGCGUUGUUAUGAACGAUAUGAUUAGAGAGUGUUCUAGCAGAGGAGUCCAGUUGGAAUUAGUGGAGCUUAAUGUCGGUGGUAAUAAUCUCAGUAACAUUGAUGGAUCUUCAUUUGCAUCCUUAUUCAUUACGUCUAAACUGAGUAAACUUGGCAUGGAUAAGUGCAAUUUAUCAAGCGUUGUUAUGAAUGAUAUGAUUAGAGAGUGUUCUAGCAGAGGAGUCAAGUUGGAAUUAGAGUUGCUAUUUAUAUAUGGUAAUAAUCUCAGUAACAUUGAUGGGUCUUCAUUUGCAUCCUUAUUCAUUACGUCUAAACUGAGUAAACUUGGCAUGAAUAAUUGCAGUUUAUCAAGCGUUGUUAUGAACGAUAUGAUUAGAGAGUGUUCUAGCAGAGGAGUCAAGUUGGAAUUAGUGGAGCUUAAUGUCAGUGGUAAUAAUCUCAGUAACAUUGAUGGGUUUUCAUUUGCAUCCUUAUUCAUUACGUCUAAACUGAGUAAACUUGGCAUGAAUAAUUGCAGUUUAUCAAGCGUUGUUAUGAACGAUAUGAUUAGAGAGUGUUCUAGCAGAGGAGUCAAGUUGGAAUUAGAGUUGCUAGGUAUCAAUGGUAUUAAUCUCAGUAACAUUGAUGGAUAUUCAUUUGCAUCCUUAUUCAUUACAUCUAAACUGUGUAAACUUGGCAUGAAUAGUUGCAGUUUAUCAGGCGUUAUUAUGAAUGACAUGAUUAGAGAGUGUUCUAGCAGAGGAGUCAAGUUGGAAUUAGUGGAGCUUAAUGUCAGUGAUAAUAAUCUCAGUGACAUUGAUGGGUCUUCAUUUGCAUCCUUAUUCAUUACGUCAAAACUGAAUAUGCUUGGCAUGAAUAAUUGCAGUUUAUCAAGCGUUGUUAUGAAUGAUAUGAUUAGAGAGUGUUCUAGCAGAGGAGUCAAGUUGGAAUUAGUAAUGCUUUAUGUCGGUGGUAAUAAUCUCAGUAACAUUGAUGGGUCUUCAUUUUCAUCUUUAUUCAUUACGUCUAAACUGAAUAUACUUGACAUGAAUAAUUGCAGUUUAUCUGGUGUUAUUAUAAACAAUAUGAUUAGAGAGUGUUCUAGCAGAGGAGUCAAGUUGGAAUUAGUGGAGCUUUAUGUCGGUGGUAAUAAUCUCAGUAACAUUGAUGGGUCUUCAUUUUCAUCUUUAUUCAUUACGUCUAAACUGAGUAAACUUGGCAUGAAUAGUUGCAGUUUAUCAGUCGUUAUUAUGAACGAUAUGGUUAGAGAGUGUUCUAGCAGAGGAGUCAAGUUGGAAAUUAGUGGAGCAUUAUGUCAGUGAUAAUAAUCUCAGUAAUAUUGAUGGGUCUUUAUUUGCAUCGUUAUUCAUUACAUAUAUACUGAGUGGACAUGGCAUGAAUAAUUGCAGUUUAUCGGGCGUUAUUAUGAAUAUGACUGGGGAGUGUUUUGGUAGAGGAGUCAAGUUGGAAUUAGUGAUUGAUCAUCAUUGAUGGGUCUUCAUUUGCAUCCUUAUCGAUUACGUCUAAAUUGAGUAAAUUUGUCAUGAAUAUCUGUAAUCUACCAUGUGUAAUUAUGAACGAUAUGAUUAGAGUGUUUUAGCAGAGGAGUCAAGUUGUAAUAAGUAUGGCUUAUUGUCACUGGUAAUAAUCUAUAGUGAUGUUGGUUGGUCUUCAUUUGAAUCUUUGUUUGUUUCACCUAAACUGAAUAGACAUUACAUGAAUAAUUGCAGUCUAUCAAGUGUUAAUGUGAAUGAUUGUGAAUGAUAUAAUUAGAGAGUGCUUUAAGAGAGGAGGCAAGUUGGAAUUAUGUCUUUAUAUCAGAGGUAAUGAUCUUUGUGACAUAAGUGGUUCUUCAUUUUCAACCUUAUUUAUUACGUCUAAACUGAAUAAACUUGACAUGAAUAACUGUAGUCUAUCAGGUGUUGUUAUAAAUGAUAUGAUUAGAGAGUGUUUUAGGAGAGUCAAGUU
Anneissia japonica is the source of this 4027-nucleotide messenger RNA. RefSeq lists its product as uncharacterized. The transcript is spliced from 2 exons. Gene Ontology annotation, molecular function: protein binding. Bases 4 to 3381 code for a protein of 1125 amino acids. Lineage: Eukaryota; Metazoa; Echinodermata; Crinoidea; Comatulida; Comatulidae. The record is from RefSeq and is a predicted model, not a curated record.